Sclerotinia trifoliorum is the source of this 1171-nucleotide messenger RNA. The record is from the annotation of a GenBank genome assembly. NCBI's taxonomy places the organism in Eukaryota, Fungi, Ascomycota, Leotiomycetes, Helotiales, Sclerotiniaceae.
GACCUUAUUAUGUGCAUUUCCACCAAUACGAAACCUUCUGAAGGGAGAUCCUAACAUCCGCCAGCUGUAAGUCAUCCGAAAGAGACACGUCUAGGCCAGCUCAAUUUUUUUGGAUUGUUUGGUGCAGUGGUCAAAUAUCUGCGUUGGAGCUCGGAACUUGUUGGUACUUUCGACUAUUUAAAGUGAUAUGCUGUCCUUGGUAUCAUAGAAAUCAUCAUCAACCUACAAUCGGAUUCCGAUCGUAAUAAUCUCUCGCAGAUUUAGAAUACCAUUUCUUUCCACUACCUUCCUAUUAUUACUACGCCUAAUUGACUUCCCAGCAACAAUGCUCUCAUCCCGUGUCAAGGACUACAUUCACAAGAAAGAUGUUAAAUCCGGCGACCUAGAUGGUUAUAAACGCAUAACGACCAAGACGGUAACAGUGACUUCCGGUGGGAAGGAGAAAGAAGAAUCUCUGGAAGUAUACGAAAAUAGCCAAGGACUGCUUAAGCAGGUUCUAAUAGGAUCCACUCGUUCGAGCAGGAGCAAGACAGAGAGAUCAGACCAGCGUCAUUCGGGCGGUCAUCAUGUCUCCUAUGAAAGAAGUACUACCACUACAACGGGAGGGCAAGAGAGACGGCCUCUUAUUAACUUUGCUAUGAAUCAAACUAUUGUUGUCAACAACGGUACUGUAAGCUCAGGCCAUAGGAGACAUCACAGACACAGGGAUGGCCAUCGAGAGAGAGAUCAUGAAGAUAAAGAUCGAAAAAUACAUCGUUCUGGUGAUAGGGAUCAUCGAUUUAAGGAAGAUUCCGUUCGCAGUAGGGAUCAUAAAGAUAGAAAUUACCUCCCUGAAGACAGUGACAGAGAGGAUCAAGAGAGACGCAAAAGAGAUCGUCAAGAAUCUAAAUCUAGCAAUGGCAAAGCGCCAUAUCGUGAGAGGUCGACGACCAGAGAAUCUGGUCGCUCGCAUCGUGACAAAGAAAGCAGGUCUAAGUAUGAUUCGGGGUCUGAGGAUCCUCGGAGAAAGCCUUUCAACGAUUCAGAUAGUAUCGCACCUUUUGACAGGCUAGGUUCUUUCAGGCUAGGUUCUUUAAGAGAGGGUUCUUUAAGAGGGGCUGAUGGUUUUAUAAGAGGGGUUCUGUAAGAGGGAUGAGGGUUUUGUAAGAGGGGUUGAGGGUUCCGUAAGAGG